AUGCCGAAGCUUCAGAGGUACAGAGGCGUAAGGCAGAGGCACUGGGGUCCCUGGGUCUCCGAGAUCCGCCACCCACUCAUGAAGGCGAGGGUCUGGCUGGGCACGUACCGGACGGCGGAGGACGCGGCGCGGGCCUACGACGAGGCGGCGCGGCUCAUAAGCGGGCCGGAGGCGCGCACCAACUUCCCCAACAAUGGCACCGGCGGCGGCAGCAUCUCCCCGAGCCUGCGCGCCAUGCUGGAGAAAAGAUUCAUGUCGACGUCGCCGGCGCCGGCGGUGAACGACGAGGCCGGGGCGGCAAGGAACGGAUACGGAAAGGGCCGACGUAACAACGAGGACGUCCGCGGCGCCAACAGCUUCGCCGCCGACGAGGAUGAGGACUACAUCGAGGAGAUGAUCAGGGAGAUGACCCACUACGGCUCCGUGGAGAUCGUCCACUCCUCCGCCUGCUCCAGCUCCAUGCUCUAGUUAGCGAGCCAGUAUCCAACCAUUUAGCUUGUCGUCGUGUCGUCGUCGUCAUCCAUUGUCUCUCGAGUUGUUUUGUUAUUGUUAGGCUAGGCGUGUCGUUCCGUUAUAGUGUCCUCCAUGGACGAUCAGCCGUCGGCAGUGGCAUUGUUGCCCAGCCGGGGACCCCUUCUCCUGGGAUCGCGCUGUGUGCUCACAACGGGGAAGGGGACCGGAGAUCUUUCAGGAUAAGGGGUCUCGAUUUGGGUCAUGAUGUGAGGACUCUGCCGCGCUCUGUCGCGUAGCAGCGUGCUUGCUUGGCGUCUGGCCAUACUAUCUUUUCCUUUCAUGAGAAAUAUCUUCCCUCUGCAAACUAUAUAUAUACUGUACAAGAUAUUCAGGUA
Molecule: messenger RNA, 848 nt
Organism: Lolium perenne
Lineage: Eukaryota; Viridiplantae; Streptophyta; Magnoliopsida; Poales; Poaceae
Product: ethylene-responsive transcription factor ERF003
Biological process (GO): regulation of DNA-templated transcription
Molecular function (GO): DNA binding; DNA-binding transcription factor activity
Source: RefSeq, a predicted model, not a curated record